Gymnodraco acuticeps is the source of this 1138-nucleotide messenger RNA. RefSeq names its product RAB38c, member of RAS oncogene family (gene rab38c). The coding region runs from base 271 to 894 and encodes 207 amino acids. Lineage: Eukaryota; Metazoa; Chordata; Actinopteri; Perciformes; Bathydraconidae. Gene Ontology annotation, biological process: vesicle-mediated transport. The transcript is spliced from 4 exons. The record is from RefSeq and is a predicted model, not a curated record. Gene Ontology annotation, cellular component: trans-Golgi network; Golgi apparatus; vesicle. Gene Ontology annotation, molecular function: GTP binding; GTPase activity.
ACAGGAGCGAGGUAAACGGAGUCAGACUGUCAUGUGUGAUUAAACUGGUGGUUGACAAUUUAUCUCGCAAAUCUCGAUGAUAUUGGAUCAUAUCUUGUUUUUUGUUUGUGUUUUACACUACAAAAACAUGUCUUACUAGUCAAACAUCAUAAUUUCUAGGCUAGGUGUGACUUUAUACCUAGUUUACAGUUUUUUGGGAUACCUGGGAACCUUCAUAAAGUUACUAUAAUUCUCCAACGAGUUUUUGUGUGUGUGUGGAGAGCUGCAGCUAUGCAGCAGGAGCUUUUGUUCAAAGUGCUGGUCAUUGGAGACCUGGGAGUGGGCAAAACGUCCAUCAUUAAGCGGUACGUGCAUCAGAUCUUCUCCCAGCACUACCGAGCCACCAUCGGGGUGGACUUCGCCCUGAAGGUGCUGCAGUGGGACAACGACACUGUGAUCCGGCUGCAGCUUUGGGACAUAGCAGGGCAGGAGCGCUAUGGGAACAUGACUCGUGUCUAUUACCGGGAGGCGGUGGGAGCUCUGGUGGUGUUUGACGUGACGAGGGCCUCCACGUUCGACGCCGUGCUGAAGUGGAAGGACGACCUGGACUCCAAGGUGACCCUAAACCAUGGGAGGCCGGUUCCAGUGGUCCUCCUGGCCAAUAAGUCAGACCAGCUGGGCUCCCAGCAGCCCAAACUGGACUCCUUCUGCAGGGAGAACGGCUUCGCUGGCUGGUUCGAGACUUCCGCUAAGGAAAACGCUAACAUCGAGGAGGCGGCACGCUGCCUGGUGGAGAACAUCCUGAACAACGAGGAGAGCCCGGUGGUGGAGCGAGAGCCCGCCUCCCUCAUCCUGUCUGGAUUCACCAACACCACCAAGGAUCCUCUCAACUGUGCAUCAUGUAUGAAGCCGUGACUCCUGACCAAUCACACGCCACCAGGAAGUCAGUUUGGCUCAGGGACUGUUUUAGUGAUUAAUACAGAAAAAUAGGCAGAGGUUUGUACCAUGGCCAUCAGGAGAUCUGAAGCAUAAAGGAUUUGGUUUAGGUUCACAUUCAAAAUGUUUCAUUCCUUCAGAUCCUCUUAAUUCAAUAUGAAAGAAUGUCUUGACUUAUUAAAAGUUUUAGGAAGAUAGGCAUUAAAUGUGAAUUUACGACUUA